AUGGAUUCAGAAGACGGAGGAUUAUUCAUCAAGCAACUUGCUGCGUUUGUACGCACGCACGAAAAGGCUCUUGCCAAUGCUCUGCAGUUCCAGCGCCGCGAGGUGCGUCAUCGAGCCACGCAAAGCACGAGUUCUGCCACGCUUUCGCAGUCUCCGACGUUUCCCGAGCGUCCUUCGACCGCUGUGUCUACUACCGGCUCGCUGGCCGCUGCCCUAUCUCUUGGGCCUCUCAACUUUACCUCUCACAAUGUCAAGUCUGCAAAGCUGGCUCUGACCCCCCACCAUCUUUUCUACCUCCUCUCUCGCUUCGAAGAAUUGGGUAUUAAUGUGGGCCCCAUGAAAGUUCGCUUAGAAGACCUUCACGACAGCUCAUCGUCUGCAAAUUACGUGUCAUUUCUAAGCAAUACCCAGCGGUCUAGAAGCCAUAGCUCAGAUGUUGGCUCAAUACACUCCGUCACGAGCAUUCGGAGCGUCAUGUCUGGCAUGUCUGCCUUGUGGACAAGCUUCAGCAUCGGUGCUAGCAUAUCCGCCGCCCGGACGGAGCGUCAAAAGGCGGCCCUGGAGGCUGACAUGAAAUAUUUGUAUUCCGCCUUCACCAAGAUCCCAUGCCUUCGGUUGGCCCCUGAUUGGCGUGCUCGCCUCAUCAAGGGCUAUGAAGAGUUUCCCUUUGACUCUGCGGUUCCUCUCUACAUUUUCAAAAAUGUCCAGGCACUGGAAGUGAGCAACAUCGACUUUCGUCAAUUCUUUGGCUGGGACCGCAUGGCCGACCAGCUUCGCUCGCUUACGGUCAAACAUGCUGGGAUAGAAGACCCCGCUGAUAUCUUAAUUGAUAUCGUCUUGGACGACAUGGAUAAGAGACGCCGCAGAACAUCCAAAUCGCAGACUUCACCUUCAAUACCAAGCUGGAACGGGAGCCACAGCCCUCGAAAAAGCCCACCCAUGUCAGGACGUGAGUUUUCGCGGUCGGUAUCGGUCCCUAGCUCCGUCCCUGGCUCAAUGCCCGGCUCACCGGACCCUCGAGCCUCUCUUGGCGAGCUUCGUGUCGGCUCCAUGGGCCCCAGUGAGGCUGCUAUCGAGGAUGGUAACACAUCUGAUGGCUCUGCCCGUACCUUGCGGAGACAGUCCACGGAUGACCUACCGCAAUCUCUCAACAAGGACUCUCGGCCAAGAAGCCAUUCUCCAUCACGCCCGUCCAGCUCUCGUAACCACCACAUCCGAUCCCAGCAGAGAAUUAGGCGUUCUGGGUCUGGGAGUUCCAACUCUAGCCUAUCUGACUCUUGGUACCACCACCAUUCUAGGGGUAGCUCUGGGAAUCUUUUGGGAGCCACCAUUCUCCCCCCAUCAAAAUGGCGCUUUCUGAGGCACCUCAGCUUAGCGGAUAACCCCAUGACCUCGAUUCCUGCAUCUAGCUUGGCCCCUCUAUCCAAUACCCUCUUCUCCCUCGACUUGUCGUCCAACCUCUUCAGCCAAAUUCCGGACAGUCUUUCCACUCUCACUGCUCUCCGUGCCUUGAACUUAUCGCAUUGCAUGAUUGACUCGCUACAUUCUCUAACCCGAAACCCUCUGCCGGCUAUUACUGCCCUCAAUCUCCGGGCCAAUAGACUCCAAUCUCUUGCAGGGAUCGAGAAGCUGUAUCCCUUGGAAAGGCUGGACCUUAGAGAUAACCGGCUCACAGACCCCAAGGAGCUUGCACGCUUGACCGGCAUUCCGGAAAUUCGUGAAAUCUGGGUCGAGGGCAACCCCUUCACCCGCACGCACAAAGAUUAUCGUGUGACCAUUUUCAACUUGUUUCGUCUGACACCGGGAUAUACCGAAGAUAUUGUCAUUGAUGGCAGCGGCCCUAGCUCUUCUGAAAAGCGAAUUCUCGCUGACCGAGUCCCGAUUCCCGAGUCGGUUCCGGUUGUGAAGCCGGUUGUGACUGAGGUGCGAGGUGUCGAUGUAAGCAAGCCCAGUGUCGUCUACGGUGCUGCCAGAGAAACUACUGUCCUGCGCAAGGAGAGGCCGGUUCCAAAGGCUGUUGCCAGCGAAACCAACACAAGUUCGACGCGGCGUCGCAGAAACACAAAACGACGUAUCGUCGAUCUUUCAACUAGUGACAAGAACCCACAGCCUUCGCCAAUCGACGUGCAAAGCCUAAGAUUCCCGAUUGAAUCUCCUUCAGUCGUUGCCAACUCUGUGGAUAGAAAUUACAGAGCUUCGCGCGCAUCCAGUACCCCGGCUUCGCCUCCUAUUGCAUACGCAAAACCCACCGAUUAUGGCACCAGCCCUUUCUCCAUAGAGAACGCUCAUGCAGAUUUUUCUUUUAGUGCGGGCAAUAUCCAGCCUCAAGAUUGGGAUUCCAAUGGCGAAAUUUAUCGUCGCAAAAUAGAGGCUCUACGUGACAAGGUUGGCGAUGGCUAUCUUAGCGUACUGAGUGAAGAGAGCUGGGAUGCCAACAAUGUCUAUGGCUCACCAAAUAUGCCUCCCUCUACUGCUGCGCUCCUGGCGGCUCAUGCCCCCGCUCACCACGCGCCGCCGAUGCAAGCCAUUCACGGAGGCCACUCAUGA
Molecule: messenger RNA, 2547 nt
Organism: Trichoderma asperellum CBS 433.97
Lineage: Eukaryota; Fungi; Ascomycota; Sordariomycetes; Hypocreales; Hypocreaceae
Cellular component (GO): cytoplasm
Molecular function (GO): protein binding
Source: RefSeq, a predicted model, not a curated record